Molecule: messenger RNA, 2852 nt
Organism: Harmonia axyridis
Lineage: Eukaryota; Metazoa; Arthropoda; Insecta; Coleoptera; Coccinellidae
Gene: S
Product: protein Star
Exons: 4
Coding region: 184-1125 (313 amino acids)
Source: RefSeq, a predicted model, not a curated record
UAUCGUUUUUUUUACAGAAUACUAACCCUGAUUUAGUUUAUAGUGCAGGUGUAUGGGAACAAUAAUGCCUUUUGUUGUUGUUACUAGUGAAUGGGGUUUCUCCUUCGAAUAAAAUUCUUAUUUUUUAAUAUUCAUUUGGAGUUAUAUUUUUAUUUCUGAAGCAGUUUCAAGAUUGAUAAAAAAAUGAAAAACCAACAUCAGUCUGUCGAAGCACCUUCACUAGAAAGUUGUGCAUCAAAUCCUCCAAGCAAUGAUCCAGCCAAAACUACCUCUGAUAAGGAACCAAUCCAAUCAACACAAGGUUUGGUUAAACCCUUGGCUACAUUUUUCAUGGCAUUUGCAACUGUAAUGACUGUUCUUAUUGUUUAUAUGGAUAAUACAGCAAUGAAACAUUAUCAGUUUCGAAUGAAUCUUAGCCAAGAUUUUGACUUUUUGAGUGUUUCCCAAGACAACCCUCAAUUGGUAACCUACAUUAAAGAGGUGUUUUUAGGGCCAGCUAUAGAACCCCAUCAUAAGCCUAUUGAAUACAAUGCAGAGGAGCCCUCUGAAGAAAUAUCCUUUGUUUUGAAACUUUUGAAUAAUAAGGUUAAUGGUUUUUUCGUAGAAGCAGGAGCUUAUAAUGAUGGUAAAACUUCAAAAACAGAGUGGCUAGAAAAACGAUUAUUAUGGAAAGGAUUGCUGAUUCAGCCUGAUCCACGACACUUUUUCAGCCUUCGUAGACACAAUAGAUUGAGAUCUCAAGCAGCACAUGCUUGUCUCAGCCCUAUGCCUUAUCCCAAAGAGGUGACUCUUCACCAUGACCAUGAUGGCGUUAGAAUCAACGUUAUUUCUACAAAUGUUGUCGAGGAACCAGAAUGGUUCAAUACUAGGGUGAAAUGUUUUCCUUUGUACUCCCUUCUGUUAGCUGUGAACCGAACCUCGGUAGAUUUCUUCAGCUUAGAGUCCCCAGGUACUGAGUUGCAGAUCCUAGAAACUAUACCAUUCGAUGAAGUGGACAUUAAGAUCAUUUCCGUUCACUUAGAAAUGGAUCAGAUGAAAAUGAAUGUGAUCAAGCAAUUUUUGAAAAUGAAGAAUUAUUCGUUGAUGAAACGUUUCAACGAUUCCUACGUUUAUCAGAUCCUGUGAGUUUUUUCGAUUGAUUUCGAACCGAUGGUCGAUAAGAAGACUGAUAAGUAGCACAAAAUUAUUCUUUGUGUUUUGAAUUUCAUCAUUCCAUUAAUUUCGUUAAGUUAUUUAUUUCACUGCCUUUUGAAAGCCAGAUAUUUUCCCACUUUGUUCAGUCUGAUCUCAAUACGUUUCCACUCAUUGAACAGUAAUAAUGUUCAUACGUUUUUUUUGUUACAACAAACAUGACACUUCAGGCAGCUUGGGUGCCAGUUUUUUUUUUGUUAUUUCGGUUGUAUGAAAUAAUUUCUUUAAUGUAUGCGUUGAGGCAACUUUCGGUUUUUUUUGUGAUAAAAUAGCAUUUUCAAUAUUUGGAAGUGAUCCUUGACAAAUGUCGAAGAUCACUUUGAAAUAUUGAAAAUGGUUUUCAAAGCUUCUUUUGACAUAACCUGACUGUCACCCUUGACAUAUAAACAGAUGUCAACAGUGACAGUGUGGUUAUGUCAAAAGAAGCUUUGAAAAGAAACCAAUAGGUGGCCUGUUUUUAUAUCAGACAAUUAAAAAAACCUUUACCGAAAUAAUUUAUUCACUAUGUGAUCUUUUAUACCAAGGCACAUUUCUCACUCAAGAAGCAAUAAUUUUUUUUUUCUUGAUAUUUGAAAAACUUUUUUCAUAUAUACUUCUCAACAUUAUUGUGUUGAGAUAUUGUUACCAUUUGUUUAAGAUAAUAGAGCUACAUUGAAGACUGCACCGUAAACCCCUUAUUACAUUAUGCCUUUUUCGUGUUUAUUUUUAUGCCUAUUUCUGGCAAUUUAUACUAUCUUUUUUUUUUACUCUUGGUCCAGGGGUGCCAACUUUAUGAAGUAAUUUUUGAGGUCAAGUUUGGUUCAUAAAUUUGGAAUGAUUAAAAUUAUAUUUUCUGUUACAAUAUAACAAACAAAACAUCAGGUGAAAUUACAUAAAUAAUUAAUAAAAAUUGUGGCAGUCAUAAAAAUUGUGUUGGUAGACCUGACAUUUUGACAUUUCAGGGGAUAAAGUUCAGUUGAAUAUCAGGCCUGAAGGUAUACCCAUUUCAAAUGCGUCAGGAUCAGAAAUAGACAUAAAAAAUGCCUAGUGUAAUAAAAGUUUAACAUGAAAAGUAACUGAUCUGUGUAUAUCGUUGAUUCACUCCAUUGAAAGAUCAUUUCAAAAAUUGGCAAUAAAAAUAAAAAGUGAAAAAACGAAAAAAUGUAAAAUAUUAAAUUAGUACCAAAUAUGAGGGGGGAGACAAAAGCAAAUUCAAGUAGAUUUGUGCCUUCAAAAUGUAUUAGUUACUGAGGAAAGAAGACUAAUUUCAAGUAAAACAAUAAGCAGCAGCACUGAAUACAGUAAUUUGUUACUAUUUUUACGUCUGUUAUGAUCAAAAUUAUCAUCACAAAAGCUAUAACAAUGAUCCAUAUUUUUCACUUUAAAAAUAUGCAUUUAUUAAGUUCAUUUUUUAAUACUCUUAGGUAUAGUAUGUUAUACUGUAUAACUGUAGGAUCAACUUUAGAUAUUUCCAUCAAAUAGUUGAUCGAAUUAGUGCCUUUUAAGAAUAUUAGUAUUGUAGAUUUCACUUGUUAUAGGCAUUCCUAUCUAUAUUCGAAUAACUUUUUUUAUCGAUUUUUACUUUUUGUAAUGUAUAUGCAUUAGAAAUGGAGAUUUAUUCUCAUUUCGAGGUCGAUGACUUUUUUGUACUUAUUUUGAUCACAUUAUACUUUUACUUUGAA